CAUGUCUAGCCUAGGGCUUCUCCGCCCGUGUCACGAGGCUCCCGCUCGGGGGUGGCGUUUCCCUUCUCCCGCCCAACAGGGUCGGGGGGGGGGGUGAAGUGAGCGGACAGUUUAACGUCCUACUGCAGGGCCGGGCCGGGCCGGGCCGGGCCGGCGCGGGGUCUCUAGGCCCAUCCACCCAGUGAGAUGGGGGCCUGGGAAGAACAAACCCGGCCCCCUUGGGACUCUCCCGCGAGCCAGAGCUCGGACCCUGCCAGCACCCGCCGCUGCGGCGAUGGGGGUGCGGAGCUCCUAGCCGAGCGACCCGGCCGGUAGCGACCUCUCCCCGGGGCGGCCGUGGGGCGAGUGCACAGGCUCCCGUGGGGAACGUAGAGCACCCGCAUUAGGUGCCUGCCAACGCUAGGUGGGGCCAAGCGUGUGGCCUGCAGAGACGAGCGGUUCCAGCUCUGAAGGCGCCGUGCUGCCCUGUGCUCGCACCUCUGUGUUAGCGCAGCUCAGGGCUGGAAUAUGCCCUGUCUGAAAGUGUGUUGGAUGCAACGCUUGGACUUUCCGUGAGUUGUCAAUGCGGGGCUCAGUUGGCCCUUUGGGCACUCGGAGCUAAAGAAUUACUGUAACUAUAGAGAGAAACUGAGGCACAAUGGGAGACGAUAGCGAGUGGAUUAAACUGUCCAUUGACCAGAAAUGUGAACACAAGUUGUGGAAAGCCAGAGUGAAUGGCUACGAAGAAGCUCUGAAGCUUUUUCAGAAAAUAGAAGAUGAGAAAAGCCCUGAAUGGUCCAAGUAUCUGGGACUAAUAAAGAAAUUUGUGACAGACUCUAAUGCAGUGGCUCAGUUGAAAGGAUUAGAAGCAGCACUUGCCUAUGUUGAAAAUGCUCAUGUAGCAGGAAAGACAACAGGAGAAGUGAUUUCUGGAGUUGUAAAUAAAGUGUUCAAUCAACCUAAAGCCAGAGCAAAGGAGUUGGGUAUAGACAUAUGUUUAAUGUAUAUAGAAAUUGAGAAAGGGGAGCCUGUACAAGAAGAGCUGUUAAAAGGCCUGGACAACAAGAACCCUAAGAUCAUAGUAGCAUGUAUAGAGACAUUAAGGAAAGCACUGAGUGAAUUUGGUUCAAAAAUAAUCUCACUAAAGCCAAUUAUCAAAGUGUUGCCAAAACUCUUUGAGUCUCGAGAGAAGGCUGUUCGAGAUGAAGCCAAACUCCUUGCUGUAGAGAUUUACCGCUGGAUAAGGGAUGCUCUGAGACCACCAUUACAGAACAUAAACUCGGUUCAGCUAAAAGAAUUGGAAGAAGAAUGGGUCAAUCUACCGCCAGCGGCUCCCAAACAGACCAGAUUCCUGCGUUCCCAGCAAGAGCUGAAAACCAAGUUUGAGCAGCAGCAAGCAGCUGGAGGGGAUGCAGAUGGAGGAGGACAUGAUGGGGAUGAGGUUGUCCCACAGGUGGAUGCUUAUGAGCUGCUGGAAGCUGUGGAGAUUCUUUCCAAACUUCCCAAAGACUUCUAUGACAAAAUAGAAGCCAAAAAGUGGCAAGAGAGGAAAGAAGCUCUGGAAGCUGUUGAGAUGCUGGUGAAGAAUCCCAGACUGGAAGCAGGGGACUAUGCAGACUUGGUGAAAGUUCUUAAGAAGGUUGUUGGAAAGGACACAAAUGUCAUGUUGGUUGCUUUGGCUGCCAAAUGCCUUGCUGGAUUGGCUACUGGACUCAGGAAGAAAUUUGGACAAUAUGCAGGACAAGUUGUCCCAACUAUCCUGGAAAAGUUUAAAGAGAAGAAGCCUCAGGUCGUGCAGGCCCUGCAGGAAGCCAUAGAUGCAAUCUUCCUUACGACUACAUUGCAGAACAUAAGUGAGGAUAUUUUGGCUGUGAUGGACAACAAAAACCCAACAAUCAAGCAACAGACAUCCCUCUUCAUUGCAAGAAGCUUUCGUCACUGUACACCUUCUACCCUGCCAAGGAGCCUGCUAAAACCCUUCUGUGCUGCUCUUCUUAAGCAUAUCAAUGACUCUGCCCCUGAAGUUAGAGAUGCUGCAUUUGAAGCACUAGGCACAGCUCAGAAGGUGGCUGGAGAGAAAGCUGUGAACCCUUUCCUAGCAGAUGUGGACAAACUCAAACUUGAUCGGAUUAAAGAAUGUGCUGAAAAGGUGGAGCUGGCUUAUGGUAAGAACACAGGUGGAGCAGCUGAUAAAAAGGAAUGCAGACCUGCUGCUGGAAAGACCCCUGUUCUUUCAGGGGCUGCUGGGGACAAGGAUACAAAAGACACUUCAGCAAAAUCAGGACCUUUGAAAAAGGCUCCUGCUGCCAAGUCUGGGGGCCCUCCCAAGAAAAGCAAGCCAGCCGCAGCUGCUGGUGCAGGAGGUGCUGGAACUAAAGGCAAGAAAGGAUCUGAGACCAAAGAGAUAUUUGAACCUGAACUCUCGAUAGAAGUGUGUGAAGAGAGAGCUUCAGCUGUCCUCCCAGCCUCUUGCAUACAGCAGUUAGAUAGUGGUAACUGGAAGGAGAGACUUGCCUGCAUGGAGGAGUUUCAGAAGGCUGUAGAACUGAUGGAGAGAAGUGAAAUGCCUUGCCAAGCUCUGGUGAGGAUGCUGGCCAAGAAACCUGGGUGGAAGGAAACCAACUUUCAGGUAAUGCAAAUGAAGCUUCAUAUAGUUGCCCUGAUUGCUCAGAAGGGGAACUUUUCCAAAACAUCAGCCCAAGUUGUGCUGGAUGGUCUUGUGGACAAGAUUGGUGAUGUGAAAUGUGGGAAUAAUGCAAAAGAAGCAAUGACAGCAAUAGCAGAAGCAUGUCUGUUGCCAUGGACUGCUGAACAGGUUAUGUCCAUGGCUUUCUCUCAAAAGAAUCCUAAAAACCAGUCGGAAACCCUGAACUGGCUCUCAAAUGCAAUUAAAGAGUUUGGCUUUUCUGGGUUGAAUGUUAAGGCUUUCAUCAGCAACGUAAAGACAGCUCUUGCUGCCACUAACCCAGCUGUAAGGACUGCUGCUAUUACCUUGUUGGGCGUCAUGUAUCUCUAUGUUGGACCCCCUUUGCGAAUGUUCUUUGAGGAUGAGAAGCCAGCUCUUCUCUCCCAGAUAGAUGCAGAAUUUGAAAAGAUGCAAGGGCAGACUGCACCUGCUCCAACUCGAGGCACUUCCAGACACAGUGGUGGCAGCGGGGAUGAUGGUGAGGAAAGAGAUGAGCAAGAGGAUAUAGGGAAUGAUGUUGUGGAUCUUCUGCCAAGAACAGAGAUCAGUGAUAAGAUCACAGCUGAAUUGGUGUCUAAGAUUGGGGACAAAAACUGGAAGAUCCGAAAGGAGGGUCUGGAUGAAGUGACAUGCAUCAUUAAUGAUGCCAAAUUCAUACAGCCAAAUAUAGGAGAACUUCAAGCUGCCUUGAAGUGUCGUCUCAAUGACUCCAAUAAAAUCUUGGUUCAGCAAACACUGAGCAUCCUCCAGCAGUUAGCCAUGGCAAUGGGCCCAAACAUCAGGCAACAUGUGAAAAACCUGGGCAUUCCGAUCAUCACAGUUCUUGGGGACAGUAAGAACAAUGUACGUGCUGCUGCUCUGGCUACCGUGAAUGCCUGGACAGAACAGACUGGCAUGAAAGAAUGGUUGGAAGGAGAGGACCUGUCUGAGGAGCUCAAAAAAGAAAACCCUUUCUUAAGACAAGAGCUUCUGGGCUGGUUGGCUGACAAGCUGCCUACUCUCCGUUCUGUUCCUUCCGACUUGCUUUUGUGUGUGCCUCACCUAUACUCCUGCUUGGAAGAUCGAAAUGGAGAUGUGCGUAAAAAAGCACAGGAUGCCCUGCCAUUCUUUAUGAUGCAUCUCGGUUUUGAGAAGAUGGCGAAAGCUACUGGCAAGCUGAAGCCAACUUCCAAAGAUCAGGUACUGGCCAUGCUUGAAAAAGCCAAAGCCAUCAUGCCAGCCAAACCAGCUGCUCCUGCUAAGACAUCUUCCAAAGUGGUAGGAGGAGGAGCUCCAGCCAAAUUCCAGUCUGCAUCAGCACCUGCUGAAGAUUCAGGGUCCAGCACUCUGGAGCCCAAGCCUGACCCCAAAAAGACCAAAGCAGGAGGAGCUGCCUCUAAAGCUAAGGGUGCACAAGGGAAGAAGAUACCAAGUAAGCCAAACCUGAAGGAAGAUGAUGACAAAUCAGGUCCUAUUUUUAUCAUAGUCCCAAAUGGGAAAGAGCAGAGAAUGAAAGAUGAGAAAGGAUUGAAGGUGCUGAAAUGGAACUUUACUACUCCCCGUGAUGAAUAUAUCGAGCAGCUAAAGACUCAGAUGUCCAGCUGUGUUGCCAGAUGGGUACAAGAUGAGAUGUUUCAUACAGAUUUUCAGCACCACAACAAGGCACUGGCUGUGAUGGUAGAGCAUUUGGAGAGCGAAAAAGAUGGAGUUGUCAGCUGUCUGGAUCUGGUCUUGAAGUGGCUCACCCUACGGUUCUUUGAUACCAACACAAGUGUUCUGAUGAAGGCCCUUGAAUACCUUAAAUUGCUUUUCACCUUGCUGAGCCAGGAGGAGUAUCACCUUACUGAGAACGAGGCAUCCUCUUUCAUCCCAUAUCUUAUCCUGAAGGUUGGGGAAUCAAAAGAUGUUAUCCGCAAGGAUGUGCGUGCCAUUCUGAAUAGGAUGUGCUUAAUCUAUCCAGCCAGCAAGAUGUUCACUUUCAUCAUGGAGGGGACAAAGUCCAAAAACUCAAAACAGCGGGCAGAGUGCCUGGAAGAGCUGGGAUGUCUUGUUGAGUCAUAUGGCAUGAAUGUGUGCCAGCCAACUCCUGGCAAAGCAUUAAAGGAGAUGGCAAUUCACAUUGGCGACAGAGACAACACUGUCCGCAAUGCUGCGCUUAACACCAUCGUGACUGUCUACAAUGUGCAUGGGGACCAGGUGUUCAAGCUGAUUGGAAAUCUUUCUGAGAAAGACAUGAGCAUGCUGGAGGAGAGAAUAAAACGGGCUGCUAAGAGACCCGCUGCUGCUCCAGCAAGGCAGGCAGAAGAGAAACCUCAGCGUGCUCAGAGCACAAAUGCUAAUGCUAGUGUGCUGAGGAAGGGACCAGCUGAGGACAUGUCUUCCAAACUCAACCAAGCCCGCAACAUGAGUGGCCAUUCUGAGACAACACAUACAGUUCCACGGGAAUUCCAGCUGGAUCUAGAUGAAAUUGAGAAUGACAAUGGCACAGUUCGAUGCGAGAUGCCAGCACUUGUACAGCACAAACUAGAUGACAUCUUUGAGCCAGUCCUGAUCCCGGAACCCAAGAUCCGUGCUGUGUCUCCACACUUUGAUGACAUGCACAGUAAUACAGCUUCCACCAUCAACUUUGUCAUCUCCCAGGUAGCCAGUGGUGACAUAAAUACUAGUAUCCAGGCUCUGGCACAGAUUGAUGAGGUCCUCAGACAGGAGGACAAAGCAGAAGCCAUGUCUGGCCACAUUGACCAGUUCCUAAUAGCUACAUUCAUGCAGCUCCGACUGAUCUACAACACACACAUGGCAGAUGAGAAAUUGGACAAGGAUGAGAUAGUCAAGCUCUACAGCUGCAUCAUCGGGAACAUGAUCUCGCUAUUCCAGAUGGAGAGCCUGGCCCGGGAGGCCUCCACAGGAGUGCUAAAAGACUUAAUGCAUGGCCUCAUUACAUUAAUGCUGGAUUCACGGGUUGAAGAUCUCGAGGAAGGGCAGCAGGUCAUCCGAUCAGUCAACCUUUUGGUGGUGAAGGUUCUGGAGAAGUCUGACCAGACUAACAUCUUGAGUGCCCUGCUUGUUCUGCUCCAAGACAGUCUGCUAGCAACAGCCAGCUCUCCCAAGUUCUCGGAGCUUGUCAUGAAGUGUCUGUGGAGAAUGGUGCGGCUUCUUCCUGAAACCAUCAAUAGCAUCAACCUGGAUCGAAUCCUGCUGGACAUCCACAUUUUCAUGAAGGUGUUUCCCAAGGAGAAGCUGAAGCAGUGUAAAAGUGAAUUCCCCAUAAGGACACUUAAGACUCUGCUUCACACCCUGUGCAAGCUGAAAGGGCCCAAGAUCUUGGACCAUUUAACAAUGAUAGAAAACAAGAAUGAAUCUGAGCUGGAGGCUCACCUGUGUCGAGUAAUGAAGCACUCCAUGGACCAAACUGGAAGCAAGACUGAUAAAGAGACAGAAAAGGGGGCUUCUCGUAUAGAUGAAAAGUCUUCAAAGGCCAAAGUAAAUGAUUUUUUAGCAGAGAUAUUUAAGAAGAUUGGCUCCAAGGAGAACACUAAAGAGGGUCUGGCAGAGCUGUAUGAAUACAAAAAGAAGUAUUCUGAUGCAGACAUUGAGCCCUUCCUGAAAAACUCCUCUCAGUUCUUCCAGAGCUACGUGGAACGAGGCCUCCGGCUCAUUGAGAUGGAAAGGGAGGGCAAAGGACGCAUUCCUUCAUCUACAGGAAUUUCUCCUCAUGGGCGAGGUAACAUGUCUCCCCACUUCCACCACACAGUGUCUUCAUCAUAGGAAACACAAAUUGGGGAGGAGGUGGGGCCUUCAGUCUACCUGGAAAGGCUAAAAAUCCUCAGGCAACGUGUGGCCUUGACAAUGCAAAGCAGGAAGACAGACCACCAUUGACAUCACUGCUCUCCAAACCAGCCACCCCUACAGUUGCAUCCUCCACGGAUAUGCUGCACAGUAAGCUCUCUCAGCUCCGUGAGUCACGGGAGCACUACCAGCAUUUGGACCUGGACUCCAAUCAGACUCACUCCUCUGGCAUUGGAACCACCACCUCUUCCUCUUCCUCAGCAGCCAAUAUUGAUGACUUGAAAAAAAGACUGGAGAGAAUAAAAAGCAGUCGCAAAUGAAGCUGUUUGAGAGAGAGAGAGAGAGAGAGCGAGCGUGCAAGCAUGGCUGCUGCUUAGCUGUCUUCAGCUUUAGUUUACUAAACUAGAAGUCUUCAUAGUUAAAGGGGCCUCAUUUAGGCCUAGUGUAUACAAAAUUGGUUUAUGUAUAAUACAGUGGAUUUGGGGGAUGAUCUGAGUCAUUGUGGCACAAGUAUUUGUACAUACUCUGCUUCUCAGUGAGCCUCUCUUGACAAUAGAAGAUUGUCUGUGUAUUAGGUGUAGUGUACAGACCUGUAAACAGCUGUCCUCCUGCUCAGACUAGCUUCUCAUAACUUGGUUUUUUAUUUGUAAAAUUGUCUUAAGAUCUUUUCCUAGCUCUUAACUCUUAGAAGCUCUUUAGUGGUUUCACUUUUAAUUUUGUGAAUUCUUCUCCGUGUAAUCCUUGAACUGUUGAUUCUGUAUGGACGCAUGGCAUGGAGUAACUAAUUUCAGUGUCUUCUUUUGUAAAUAAAGUUUGCAUUAAUUCUACCAGUCCCUGUAAGAGCAGCAGUGACUGUCCAUGGGAA
Messenger RNA from Dermochelys coriacea (leatherback sea turtle), 7295 nucleotides. RefSeq names its product cytoskeleton associated protein 5 (gene CKAP5). Gene Ontology annotation, biological process: centrosome duplication; mitotic spindle organization; establishment or maintenance of microtubule cytoskeleton polarity. The transcript has 44 exons. The record is from RefSeq and is a predicted model, not a curated record. Gene Ontology annotation, cellular component: spindle pole; microtubule plus-end; centrosome. Bases 638 to 6409 code for a protein of 1923 amino acids. NCBI's taxonomy places the organism in Eukaryota, Metazoa, Chordata, Testudines, Dermochelyidae. Gene Ontology annotation, molecular function: microtubule plus end polymerase activity; microtubule plus-end binding.